Molecule: messenger RNA, 1638 nt
Organism: Caenorhabditis briggsae
Lineage: Eukaryota; Metazoa; Nematoda; Chromadorea; Rhabditida; Rhabditidae
Gene: Cbr-lap-2
Product: Protein CBR-LAP-2
Exons: 4
Coding region: 1-1638 (545 amino acids)
Biological process (GO): proteolysis
Cellular component (GO): cytoplasm
Molecular function (GO): metalloaminopeptidase activity; manganese ion binding
Source: RefSeq, a predicted model, not a curated record
AUGUCCUUCACGUCGCUGCUUUCAACUAAAAUAGUCCGUGCGGCAUCAAUUGCCGAUGCCGCUUUCGAUGCUGUUGUCCUCGUUGGAAGUCAAGAAAGUGUCACCCAGUUUGGAGCAAUCAAGCAAGUCUCUGCGAUCGCACCGGUCGUUGACAAGUUCCUCAAGCUCCAUAAUGGUGCGUUUCAUUCGACUUCGCUCGUACAAGUCGACUCGUCGGUCGUUCCGUCUGGACGAUUAAUCCUCGCUGGAACAGGACACGUGUCCCGAGACUAUGAUGACGUCCGAAGAUAUCAAGCUGCUGCUCGCAAAGGAAUCGAACUCCCUCUCGGCUGGAGUCAAAUCUCCUCUCUUGGUUACUCUCCCAAAUUCUCGUUUCCCGAAUGCGGAGCUUGUUGCUGCUCUCGGAGCUCUCACACCAGUUUAUACCCCACUCAAUGUGCGCGAGGAGGAAAACAAGCAGAAGUUGCAUCAACUUGGACUCUUGGCCGUAAGUUUAAAUUGGUUGAGCUACAUUCCAUUGUUUUGAAACAGUUCUUAACAUUGCCUGCUGUCUUCCAGGUCGGAGAAAGCGAUACUUCUUCCCAGCUCGAGAAGCUUGUCGCAGCUUACGAUGCAUCCUUCACUGUUUGCCGUGACGUUGGAGAGACUGGACCAGAGAGAAUGGCCCCACCGCGUGUGGCUGAAUACGUUCAAGGAGCGUUCGCUAAUGGAAACAUCAAAGUCACCGUUGUUGAUGAUCAAAGUGUGAUUCUGAAAGAUUUCCCACUGAUGGCUGCUGUAAAUAGAGCUGCCAACGCUGUUAAGGAGCAUCAAGCUCGUCUGAUCCGUCUCGAAUAUGUUGGAGAGGGAGAAACUCAAGACACUUUCUUCGUUGUCGGAAAGGGAGUCACCAUUGACACCGGAGGUUGCGACUUGAAGACCGGUGGACACAUGUUCGGAAUGUGCCGUGACAAGUAUGGAUCAGCAGUUGUCGGUGGUUUCUUCAAAGCAAUCGAUGUUUUAAAACCAAAGAACAUUAAAGCCGUAGGAUACAUGUGCAUGGUGCGAAACAGUAUUGGAUCUCGUGCAUACACUUGUGAUGAGGUGAUCACUUCCAGAAGUGGAAAGAGAAUUCACAUUUACAACACCGAUGCCGAAGGAAGACUUACCAUGCUCGACCCUCUCACUCUUGCCAAGGAAGAAGCCCUGAAAGCGAAAAAUCCACAUUUGUUCACUGUCGCCACAUUAACCGGACACGAGGUACUCUCUUACGGAUACUAUGCUGCUAUUAUGGAUAACGGUCCAGCCAAGGCAAGUGGAUGGGCUAGGAAAGUGCAAGAAGUCGGAGAUGAAUUUGGACAACCAAUCGAGAUCAGCAGACUUCAUCCAGAAGAUUUCGCUUUCCAUUUGGCCGAGUGCGAACAAGCGGAUCUUCGACAAGGAAACACGAAGCCAUCCGUUGCUACACUUCGAGGACACCAGACACCAGCUGCAUUCCUCCAAAUGGCCAGCCGAAUUGACGAACAUGGUACUGACAGUUCUCAUCCAUUGAAAUAUACACACAUUGAUAUGGGCGGCUGUGAGGGUGAUCAUCCAUCUGUUAGCUUCCCGAACCCACUUGUGACACUUGUUGCAGGACUUGUUCUCCCCCAUGUUUAA